UUAACUUGAAUGGCGAAGGUGGCGCGCGGACGAAACACCGAAAGCAGAAGUAACGCCAGAUUGCUUUCAAGCAGGAAAAGGUGUUGUGCGUUGACCCAGUGUUUAUUAAAGAUACAAAAUCUUGAUUUACUUUGAUUUAUCAACAAUAACAAUAAUAAUGCCCAAGCUACCCUCGCAUAGGACGCUCUAACACUGUGGAGUUGCCGCCACCCCCUCGCGACAAUGUUUUUGUGUGUUGUGUGUUUAAUGUUUUGAUCAAUGAAAACAUUCGAAUUAACCUAAGAGGAUUUUUAAUUAUGUUGCGCGUAUAAAUGAGCCAGGGAAUUAGGGACCGUGCAAUGCAUUCUGCCGCCGGGAAGUUCAUGAGAAUUUGACAUUUAUGUCGAGCCGCUUGCUGCAAAACAAAAACAACCAAGUCUAAGGCUGCUGCAGCGGUGUGGGUCGAAUUCGCGCGGACACACCCACCCAAAAACAAAAGUAGUCCAAAAGCCCCAAUUGUUCAGUGUGGUAGUUUAUGCACAAACAUAUAAAUAUAUAUGCGAUUGUACGCGCGUGUGUUUGUGUGUGAGUGUGGAAAGGCACUGGGGGCCGGUUUCGCAGAACGCGAUUUACUAGUAAUUGACAAAGCAAACAAAUACCCGCGAACAACAACGCGCUGCAAUCGGACAAAUUUCAGCAUCCUGUGAAGUGAUUGCAGCGGCUAAAACUAUGCCCAUCCUGCCCAGGAAUCUAUAAUUAGCGAUUUUCAAAGUACGCGUCCCACGCCCUAAACAUGGUCAUGCCCCCGCUGCAGACCCAACCGGGCACAUUCCUAGUGGCCCUUGGCCUCUGCUGCUGCUGGCUUCUGGCGACGGCCAGGGCACACAACUGUCAGCACCAGCAUCCCAAAGCCCAUGAGGUCGUUCAUGGCGUGCGCAUCCAACUGGCUGGCGAUGAUGACGACGCCACCGGCAACAGCGACGCAGCCGUGCAUAGCGUGCGCCGGCGCAGCGUCUACGCCGAGCAACCGCUGCGCAUUCUGCUCGUCUAUGAUGAUUCCGUUUACAGACUGGAGGAGGAAAAGUUCAACUUAAUAAAUGACACAGUGCUGCCGGAGGCCGUGCAGUUCUGGGAACAGGCCCUGAUGGUACGAGAGACCAAGGGCAUUAUACGUUUGAAUAGAAAAUGCGACAGCACGCAGGUCUAUGUGAAGAACGGACACACCCACUGCAUCGACCAAUGCAAGGCAACGACAAUGUGCGGCGAGGUUCAAGUGCCCAACGAGCAUUUGGAUGUCUGUCGGGUAUGCAAUGCCACUGGGCAGAAUUGUCGCAUUGAUAGCAAUACCCAGCCGGGAGAUGGCAUCGAGAACGCGGACUUUGUGUUCUACGUUUCGGCAAGGCAGACGCAACGCUGCUUUAAGGGUCUAACAGUGGCCUAUGCGGCCCACUGUCAGCAGGAGGCGGCACUGGAUCGACCCAUUGCCGGACAUGCGAAUCUCUGUCCGGAGAGCAUCAGCACCAAGCCACAGGAGCUGCAAACACUCAUAUCCACAGUCAAGCAUGAGAUUCUGCAUGCCCUGGGCUUCUCCGUCAGUCUUUAUGCCUUCUUCAGGGAUGACGAAGGACGACCGCGAACUCCCCGCAAGUCGGAAACGGGCAAGCCGUACCUGAACGAGAAAUUGCAGAUCCAUCAGUGGAGCAAUGAGACCAUACGCAAGGUGGUGCGCGAGAACUGGUCUGUGCGUGGUGGCCAUGUCAAUAAGGAGAUCGAUAUGAUGGUGACGCCUCGCGUCGUGGCCGAGGCGCGUGCCCACUUCGACUGUGAUCAUCUCGAGGGGGCUGAGCUAGAGGAUCAGGGCGGCGAGGGCACCGCCCUGACUCACUGGGAGAAGCGCAUACUCGAGAACGAGGCCAUGACUGGCACGCACACACAGUCGCCGGUCUUCUCACGCAUCACCCUCGCCCUGAUGGAGGAUUCCGGCUGGUAUCGGGCCAACUAUUCCAUGGCCACUCCCCUAAGCUGGGGCAAGGGCCUUGGCUGUGCCUUUGCCAUGCGCAGCUGCAAGGAUUGGAUACAAAUGAAUCAUGCCAAAGGCCGCUCCAUACAUCCGUUCUGCUCGAAGGUGAAGCAGGAUCCGCUGCAGACCGAAUGCACAGACGAUCGCAACUCGGUGGCGCUGUGUAAUCUCAUACGGCACGACUACGAGCUGCCCAAGAGCUAUCAGAAUUUCGAUAGCCUUCACAAUGUAAAGAGCGGCGAGGAGGGCUUCUUCGGUGGCUCCGUUUCACUGGCGGAUCACUGUCCCUACAUACAGGAGUUUACGUGGCGCAGCAAGAACAUCAUAGUGCGCGGCUCCCACUGUCGCUUCGUGGAGAAUAAUCCAAAGCCGGAGAAAAACUUUGCCCUGGAGAGCUACGGCGAUGGCUCAAAGUGCUUCGAUCAUAGCGAGGCCAUGUGGGAGGAGCGCUCCUGCCAUCAGACUCGCGAAUGGCAGCACUGGGGCAGUGGCUGCUACAAGUAUACCUGUUUCGAUGGUCGCCUGCACAUCCUGGUGGGCAACUACACCUACAAGUGCUCGUUCCCCGGCCAAAAGCUUUCCAUUCGCAUAGAAGCCAAUGGCUGGCUGCACAAGGGAGCGAUCAUGUGUCCGCCCUGCCAUGAGCUGUGCGGCUCGCACUUUGCCGCCCAAGGCAAACAGUGUCGCCCCAGCGAGGAGCCCGAUCCACUCAACAAAUAUCCGCGCGACAAUCUUGCCUGCGGUGCGGACAGCAGACACCAACGUUCUGUGGCCAUAAUCAGUGCUGCACUCUUGCUGGCAGCGUGCCUGUGGCUGGGUCAUAGUUAG
Drosophila guanche is the source of this 2827-nucleotide messenger RNA. It is a transcript of the gene Invadolysin, whose product is annotated as leishmanolysin-like peptidase. Gene Ontology annotation, cellular component: cytoplasm; membrane. The coding region runs from base 773 to 2827 and encodes 684 amino acids. Lineage: Eukaryota; Metazoa; Arthropoda; Insecta; Diptera; Drosophilidae. Gene Ontology annotation, molecular function: metalloendopeptidase activity. The record is from RefSeq and is a predicted model, not a curated record. The transcript has 9 exons. Gene Ontology annotation, biological process: cell adhesion; proteolysis.